Microdochium trichocladiopsis is the source of this 1161-nucleotide messenger RNA. RefSeq lists its product as uncharacterized. The record is from RefSeq and is a predicted model, not a curated record. Lineage: Eukaryota; Fungi; Ascomycota; Sordariomycetes; Xylariales; Microdochiaceae. The transcript is spliced from 3 exons. Bases 93 to 818 code for a protein of 241 amino acids.
AUGACGGCCUCAUUUAGUACUGACGUCGGGCUUUUCCGCGGAACUAGCCGGUCGUCGUGACGCUGUCUCCGCCAAGGCACAUCCUUCCCAGUAUGGCUACUACCACGCCGUCACCCACGCUCUAUGUCAUCGGCUCCGGCCCGGGCAUUGGCAGAGCCGUGGCUCAGCUCUUCUCCGCCAAGCGAUAUGCCAAUGUGGCACUGUUCGCCAGGAACCAGGAACAGCUCAAGAACGACAGCGAGGCAGUAAUGUCCAGCAGCAACAACAACAACAAGAAGGUGCAAGUCCGCACAUACCCUGUCGACGUCACCGACUCUGCCUCCCUCAGCAAAGCGCUGGACCUGGCGGAGCAGGACCUCGGCAAGCCAGACUGUGUCUUUUACAACGCGGCGCGGGUGCUGCCCUCGAAGCUGCUGGAGCACGACGUGGGCGAGAUCGAGUACGAUUUCAAGAUCAACGUCUCCGCGCUCUACCUCGUCGCGCAGCGCUAUGUCCCGCACCUGCUUGAUCUCGCGCAGCAGAGCCCACAAUCCAGCAAGCCCGCCCUCAUCGUCACGAGCUCGCUCCUCCCGAAGCAGCCGAUCCCGCAGGUCUUCGCCCUCUCUUUGGUCAAGGCCGCGCAGAGGAACCUGAUGCAGAGUCUGUACAUGACGUACGGCGGGGACAAGGGUGGCGGCGGCGUGCACAUCGGGGUUAUCAACGUCGGCGGGCCUGUGUCCCCGGACAGUGAGGAGCGGAGUCCGACGAGGAUCGCCGAGGUCACGUGGCAGUGGCUCGAUGGUGCCCAGGCUGAGCCGUCGUUUGAGGUGGACGUGUGAUUUCGCCAUGUCGAAAGAGCCAUAAAGAGUUGGUGGAUGGGCAUCGCACUGCUGAUGGCGGACCGUCCUAUGUCGUAGAUCGCGGUCCAGCUCACAUAUGAAUAUCAGCGCUCAAGCGAGUGUCCGGUUGGAACGCAGCAUCAACGAGAAUGGCAAUUCUGGUCUGUACCUGAUGGCGCCCAUCGCGUCCCUAUGCCACGAUUUCGCCGAGCCAACGCCCAUGGGUCAUGCUGACCUACAUGCCGUAUCGGGGGCCUUUGUUGCGACUUCUAUAACAAGCUCCGAAAAUGAGGCUCUCCUGCCAUAAGCUCAUAGUAAGGCUGCCGGCAAUGGUCGAGAAGCG